Molecule: messenger RNA, 3962 nt
Organism: Gasterosteus aculeatus aculeatus (three-spined stickleback)
Lineage: Eukaryota; Metazoa; Chordata; Actinopteri; Perciformes; Gasterosteidae
Product: solute carrier family 22 member 6
Biological process (GO): transmembrane transport
Cellular component (GO): membrane
Molecular function (GO): transmembrane transporter activity
Source: RefSeq, a predicted model, not a curated record
CCAUGUGAGGUUAAGUCACUCAGAGAGACGCAUUACGGAGAGCUGCAGGUCGCACCCAAACCGGAGCACACGCUCUCCACCUGUCACCAGCUCUCUGCUGACGUCCUCUCCGGUCGUUUAUCUCUGCCUGUGCAUCUUUGGCACCUCCAUUUCAGAAACGCUGUGGACGUUGUGAAUCCAAGCGGCUCUAGUCACAGGUUGUGAGUCUGAAAAAUGAACUUUGAUGGCAUUCUCUGUCUCAUAGGUGGCUUCGGGAAGUUCCAGAAGAUCCUGUUUGUGUGGAUCUGUCUGCCUCAGAUCUUUCUGGCGUUCCACAUGCUGGUCUCCGUCUUCACUGGGGCCGUCCCCCCGCACUUAUGCCGCUCCUUAGGGGGCGAUCUGACCCCUCCAGACUUCAACUUCAGCCACGUGGCCGCUGUUGGCGUCCGGCGUGAUGGGUCCUGCACGCUCCCCUUGAACCGCAGCAGUGCUGCAGCUCUCGCUGAUGGACACCCCGCUGGGAGCUGCCAGGGGGGCUGGGAGUACAGCACAGAGACCUUCCAAAGCACCACGGUCACUGAGUGGGACCUGGUCUGUGAUAGCGCCAGCAUGAACAACAUGGGCUCCUCCGUGUACAUGUUUGGUCUCCUGGUUGGAGCCGUCGUGUACGGAAGCUUAGCCGAUAAGUACGGUCGCAGGAUCAUUAUUCUCAUCAACCUGGCCGUCCAGGCUGUCUUUGGGGUUGGGGCCGCUUUCGCCCCUAAUUUCUACGUCUACAUUGCCCUUCGGUUUGUGGUUGGAACAUCCAUCUCUGGCGUCAUCAUGAAUGCAUUUGUCCUAGGCACGGAAUGGACAGGACCUAAGCAACGGAUGUUGGCAGGUAUAAUCACAGACUACUUCUUUGGCUUUGGCUAUAUGCUUCUGGCCGGAGUGGCGUAUCUCAUCAGAGACUGGCGUAAACUGCAGCUGGCCAUCUCAGCACCUGGUCUCCUCUUUGUCUCUUACAUCUGGGUGUUGCCAAAAUCAGCUCGCUGGUUGAUGGCAAAUGACAGAAAAGAGGAAGCAUGGGAACUGAUCCGUACAGCAGCGCAGAUGAAUGGGAAGCCCCUCACCAAAGAUUUGGAGGUGUGUCAGGUCCAUAACAUUGAAGAGAAAACCGUGGUGAAGAAAAAACAUUCAUUCAUUGACCUUGUACGCACCCCCAAAAUGAGGAAGCAGUCUUUGAUUGUUUUUUAUCUCUGGUUCGCCAACGUGCUUGUGUACUAUGGCCUGUCGCUGAACAUUUCAGACUUCGGAAUGAACAUCUAUCUGACCCAGAUGAUCUUUGGCCUGGUGGAGAUGCCGGCGCGCACCAUCACCCUGUUCACCCUCAACCGCUCCCGCAAGCUCUCCCAGCUGGCUUUCUUGGCCGUGGGGGGCUCAGCCUGCCUGCUGACCAUCUUCAUCCCCAACGAGCUGUCUGUCGUCAAAACUGUACUGGCCAUGAUUGGGAAGUUCGGAAUCACGGCAUCUCUUUCCAUUAUUUACGUCUACUCAGCUGAAGUGUUCCCGACCGUUAUCAGACAGAAUGGGAUCGGCAUCGGCUCCAUGUGUGCUCGGACUGGAGGGGUCCUGGCUCCCAUGAUGUACCUCCUGAGGGGCAUCAGUCCCCAGGCCCCCAUGGUUCUCUGUGGGCUCUGCCCUCUGCUGGGCUCCGCCCUCACCCUGCUGCUACCCGAGACGGCCAACAGGCCGCUACCUGACACCAUCGAAGACGUGGAGGGGCCCGACCUCAGUAGGGAGGAUGACAAUCCUCUUUGAAAGCGGAUAUCUGCAGCACCGGGAUGGACUGAUGAUGAUCAACAACAACUACAACUAGAACACCAACACCGGUGCGUUCCGCGAGACAAGUUGGUGUUUGUUACGUUCAACAUCCACACUUUCAUUUGAAGUAAAGAUUAGUUGUUCUUUUUUCAAGAGUCUUUGAACAAUUCCAAACACUUUUUUUGUAAGUAAUAUUUUCAUCCAUCUUUUUUUUCGUUUUUAUACCGUCUUGGCUGUAGUUCCUGUGUGUGAAAGAUCAUCAACUUACAUCUUGUUUUGUCAAUGGAGUGAGGUGACUCCAUCUAUGUAGUUUUAGUAUAGUCCCUACGUUAUGUGACGAGCAGCUGCUUAGGCAUCGCACUGAGUCAAAGGGAGCCAUAUAGCCAUAUACAGUCCUUAUUCAAUGAGACAGCUUCAUCCUACUACAGAGCACAGGUUUGCUGCAGUGACUUCUUCCGCGGGACUCUGUGGUCACUCGGGAACAAGCUGUAAACACAACAUCGACACAAAAUACAGCAGGCUUUGAAUAGUAUGCAUCCACGUGUGUGUAACACAGCAUUCACUUUCCUUUUAGAUUCUUUUGUCCCCGAGCUCUCAACCUCGACCUCCUUCACACCUUCACUGAUGUUCCCACAGCUAAACGGGAGCAUCACCUGGUAGAGGUGCCAGGAGAGGAGACACUGUUAUUGUCAGCCCAUGGAAUCUGGGGUAGUUUUUUUUUUUUUCCUCCUUUUUAAGCUUGUUUGUGUCCCAGACGUCUCUCCUUGAAGAGCAAGUUACCCUCAGCAAGCUGGAAAAGAAACGAUUUACCAGUCGUAAAAAAGACUGAAGAUCUGGUACUUUCCUGGAAAUGUUUUUCAAUGUUUUCCUAUUUUCCUUCAGCUCAGAACAAUGUUGUUGGCUAUCUGCUGAAUCAAUAACAUUUCCAUCUGAAAGUCAUAUCCAAGAUCUUAUUAACAUUUAAAUGGUUGUUCAUGGACUGGAAAAGGCUUGUUAUGUUGUGUGAACUCUCUGAACUCUUCAGUCCCCUCGCUUGGCAACAUAUGCGGUUCACCACAAAGCGACGGUUCACCUCAACAUCCAAAAUACAUUUAUUACAUUUACAUGUAUGUAUGUAUGUAUGUAUGUAUGUGUGUCUAUAUAUAUAUAUAUAUAUAUAUAUAUAUAUAUAUAUAUAUAUAUAUAUAUGUAUUGUGUUAUCAGUAUUCUAUGCGGAGCGCGUUCAGACGAUAAACAAAGUAUUUGAAGGUUAGUCAGUGAUGCCGCUGCAGUUCAAGGCCCGAUCCCCACCCUAAAUCCUCAGAGACAUAACCAACGUCACCUGGUAAGUGGUUGAGUGUGAGGGGUCUGUGAGUGCUUUAAAUGGUGUAAAUACGAAUGUUACAGCUCCUUGCUGCUGCACCAUGACAAGAAAUAUUAUUUAAAAUUGAGGGUAUUUAUUUCAUAUGUUUUACUCUCUGAUUUGAAUAUCUUUCAGGCUGUUUCUUCAUCAAAUAAGAGGUAUUCUUUAAAUAUGUUUUACUGUUUUUUGUAAAAAAAAAUUGACAACAUUUUAUAUUUGAUAAAUUAAUAUUGUCUGAUUUUGUGGGGGUUUUUCUCUAACUUUAAACCUCGACGUUUUAAAAGUAUACAUUUUGAUAUGACGAUCUGAACACACGUGCCCUCCUCUUUGUGUACCUUUUUUUACACCUCCAUGCUUUCAAUGCUUAUCCCGUUUUUAAAGUCACAUUACAAUGACUUUUGGGUAAUUCCUUUGGGCUGGGUCAGCAGCUAAUGGUGACUCACGAAAAGGGUUCAUAAAGGGCUUAAAUGUCUCGCAGAGAGCCUUAAACGCUCAACGAUUUGAGAAUGGGACAGAACCAAACCCUCACAGAGUCAGAGUGGGAGCGUGCCUCAUGGUGAUUGGGCCCAUCGCUACUCUCUGGUACUCUGGAAACGAAGUGUGGUGACAGGCGUGGUGCACAAUAUGUAAUAUGUUUUAUCUUUUAAAUGCAUGAAAAACAAAUUAGUAAGUAGUAAAAACAAAUGUUGAACUUUUUGAUUUGAUGUAAAAUGAUUGUAUUGCUGCAUCUAAACUUUUAAUUUUAUAUUCAGAGAUUCUGUGGCUCAAGUUGUUGCUGUGAAAGAUAUACUUGAUUUUUAAAAUAAAGAUUUCUCGAGCAGAGUGUAUUUCAUACUCA